This is a messenger RNA of Protopterus annectens (West African lungfish), 1008 nucleotides long. Its product is annotated as antigen WC1.1-like. The transcript has 5 exons. NCBI's taxonomy places the organism in Eukaryota, Metazoa, Chordata, Ceratodontiformes, Protopteridae. The record is from RefSeq and is a predicted model, not a curated record. Gene Ontology annotation, cellular component: membrane. The coding region runs from base 1 to 1008 and encodes 335 amino acids.
AUGACAGCUCUGUGUCCUGAGCCUGAGAAGCAUCUGAAAAGUAAGGUAGAAAGGGCUGUGUUUUGGAGAGAAGAGCACAGAAGAGUUUGCAUGGAUUAUGUUAAACUGGGCAAUUAUGGAGAUAAGUUUGAAAAUAUUCUUAAAAUUAAGGAACUACAUUGGCAAUUGCAGUUGAAAACAAACCAUCCUCCCAGUCUAAAUAACAACAGUAACAUUAAAUACAUUAUUAACAGAAGAGAAGAGCAGAUAAAUCGAAACUUGCCAACAGACUUUAAAAAAAUAAGAAUUUCUAGCAACAAGUAUGAGUGCGCAGGAAGAGUUGAAGUUCUAUACAAUGGAACUUGGGGAAGUGUCUGUGUAAAUAGUAUCACUGCACAUACGGCCAACGUUAUUUGUCAAAACACGGGGUGUGGUGAAAGUGGAUACUUUGAAACUGAAAUCAAGGCUGAAGAAAGUUCUGGUCCAAAAUGGCUUGACUAUGUUCAAUGCCUUCAACAUCAGAAUAUAUUCUGGCAGUGUUCUUCCUCGGCGUGGGGUCAGAAUAAUUGCAAGCAAGGAGAAGAAGCUGUAAUUUCAUGUUCAGGUAAAGAAGAAAAAGUUAUCAUUGGAAAUCAAAGCAGAUGUUCAGGACCUCUUUUUGAUAAAUCAUGCGCAAGCAGUCUACAUUUGAAACUUGCUGGUGGAAACAGUAACUGUUUGGGUCGAGUCGAGGUGUGGUAUAAUGACUCCUGGGGUACCGUUUGUGAUGACUCCUGGGAUAUGAAUGAUGCAGAAGUUGUAUGUAGACAGCUGAAUUGUGGAAAUGCAGUAGCAAUUGUUUCUGAAGCAGCCUUUGGAGAAGGAAGUGGACCUAUAUGGCUGGACGAUGUCCAUUGUGCUGGAUUUGAGUUAUUGUUACACAGCUGUACUUCCCGCUGGGUGAGACAUGAUUGCAGUCACAAGGAAGAUGCUGGAGUCAUCUGUUCUGGUAUGUCAUUUCCAUUAGUUCUCUUCAUAAAUAACUCCUGA